AUGUCUGCUUUAGAAAGGCUAGCAAAGCUGAGAGCAGCUAAAAACCAAGAACAAAAUACAGCUAAUCUUUCAAGCAUAGAUGAAUCUAAACUACAUAAAUCUUCAAGAAGCAUUGGAUUAUUAUCAAAAUUACAAACUGAAGAUGGCUUAAAGAAUAGAACAGAUAUGGCUGGCAGUACUGAGUUACUGGUGAAAAAACAAUCUCUAUCUGAAAAGUUUGCAGCAAUAAAAAAGGCUCGACAGGAGAAGGAAAACACUUUAUCGCAAAAUACUCCAACUUUUGAAAGUACUAACAAUCUGAUUACAAUAAAUAAUGAAACAUCUACAUCUUCAAGAUUGAAUAAAUUUGAAAAAUUUCAGACAACCAAUGAUGCUAAGCUAAAGCAGAAUCAACCUUCAUCCGAUAUCUCUUUAAUUAGUACACCUAAUAAUGUGAGAUUGAGCUUAAAACUAACUGCUAUUAGGAAAUCACAAGGUUUUGAACUUCGAAAUAAAGACAAUACUGUACUUAAUAAAAAUAGAACAAAUAACAAAUCACAUUUACAUGGCUCACAAACUUCAGAGAUGGACCCAAGCACUAAAAAUCCUAUUAUGCUUCAUGAUAAAAUAAAAAAUUCACGUUUAAUAUGGAAUCUAAUCUCUCAACAAAAUCUUAGAAGUCAUUCUAAUAGCGGCUAUAUAUUUAAGACCCAAAGCAGCAUUAUUAAUAAUUCUAAGUUGAAUGAAAUAUGUAUCAAUAAUAGUAAGAGAAGUAGAUGUUCUAAUCAGUAUACAGUCUUUUAUCCAAAUAAGAAACACAAUGUUUAUCUAAGCAAAGAUCAAAUUAAGAAAAAUUUUGAAAAGCCAAGUCCUGAUGACAUCGUUUUAGAGGCCCAAGCUAAAGCCUUUGUAGAUGUAACACAAAAGGUGUCUAAAUUAAAAAUUGAUAAAACUUUAGAAGAGCAGAAAAAAAAAGAAGAGGAAGAAAAGAAGAGAAUGGAGUCUAUUAAACAAGUAUUUAUUCCAUCGGAACCUUAUCAAGCCAUUGAAAUUGACAAUUAUGUCAAAAAAAAUGAUAUAAAAUCUAUCAAUAUAUUGAUAAUGGGUGAUACCGGAUCAGGUAAAUCGACAUUAAUGGGUCGUUUAAUUCAAGAUUUCAAUCUACUUGAUUAUGAUACAAUUCGUCGAAUCAAAUGGGAUUCUGAAAAACACCUUAAAUCAACGAAUUAUCUCGCAUGGUUAGUUGAUAAAAGUAAAAAUGAAAGGCAGUCAGGGUCCUCUUUAUUCCCCCAUACAAUCGAGAUACACAAGAGGAAUCUAUUUUUAGACAAUGAAUUAAAUUCUACUGCUUAUAAUAUAAAUGAAAUACCAGGAAAUAAAAGUUACGUUUCUAAAGCAAGAACAUGGGUGUUCAAUAGUAAUUUGAUAGUAAUUUGUAUCGAUUGUAACAUUGAAUCAUUUGAAAAAGGUUUCAGUCUUGAUGGUCAGACAAGGGACCAUAUAUUAUUGACUAAAACUAUGGGGAUUAAAUAUUUGAUUUUUGCAAUGAAUAAAAUGGAUACAGUCGAAUGGGAUGAAGUCCGUUUUAUGUCUAUAAAAAAUGAGCUAACAGUAUUUUUAAAAGACAUUCAAUUUAAGCAUGUAGAGAACGUAUCAUGGAUACCAAUAAGUGGCAGAACUGGGGAAGGUGUGCACAAUGUUGAUUAUCCAAAACAAAUGAAAUGGUAUGAAGGUGGUGCUAGUUUAUUUUCAACAAUUGAAAAGUUGACAAUCCAUAAAUAUGAUAAUAUUAGUAAGAAGCCUUUUAUUUUCCAAAUAUUAAAACGUAAAAUGCAUGAAAGUGACAAACAUGCAACUUUAAUAACUGGUAAAGUUAUCAAUGGUACUAUACAGCCGGGUGAGAAUAUUACCGUAUAUCCAUCCAAGCAGAGCUUAAUAGUUGACAGAAUAUCAUCUACAGUUGAUUCAAUAAAAAAUGCACCACUACCGAUUGCGCUCGAAAGUGACUCUGUAACGUUAAAAGUAUUAAAUGCAGAUUAUCAAUCAAUAUCGAUAGGUAAUAUAGCUACCUCUGUUGAUUUUAACCUUGAGACUUCAAAUUCAUUCCAAAUAAAAAUCAAGACAUUGUAUAUGAAUGAACAUUUACAAGUAGGUGACUUAAUGACUGUUUAUUCGGGAUUUAGUAGGUACGGUGUUAAAAUCACAGAAAUUCUAUCAAAUGAUAUAAUACCAGUUAACAAAUCUCACAUUGGUUCUGAUGAAAUAGCAACGUUUUCUCUAGAUGUCAUUGAACCUGACCACGACAUUCCUAUUCUCAUACAUCUAGCAAAUAAUCCUAUGGCUCUAAACGAGGUAAUAUUUAGAAGACAGGGUGCGUUUGUCGCUAUUGGAAGAUUUAUACAGUAA
Molecule: messenger RNA, 2385 nt
Organism: Henningerozyma blattae CBS 6284
Lineage: Eukaryota; Fungi; Ascomycota; Saccharomycetes; Saccharomycetales; Saccharomycetaceae
Exons: 1
Coding region: 1-2385 (794 amino acids)
Biological process (GO): translation
Molecular function (GO): GTPase activity; GTP binding
Source: RefSeq, a predicted model, not a curated record